Messenger RNA from Trichomycterus rosablanca, 5274 nucleotides. RefSeq names its product WD repeat domain 35 (gene wdr35). The coding region runs from base 55 to 3606 and encodes 1183 amino acids. Lineage: Eukaryota; Metazoa; Chordata; Actinopteri; Siluriformes; Trichomycteridae. Gene Ontology annotation, biological process: intraciliary retrograde transport; non-motile cilium assembly; protein localization to cilium. Gene Ontology annotation, cellular component: non-motile cilium; intraciliary transport particle A. Gene Ontology annotation, molecular function: protein binding. The transcript is spliced from 28 exons. The record is from RefSeq and is a predicted model, not a curated record.
GAAUCUGUUUAAUUAUAUUUGAGUUCAGUUGCUAAGCUAACAGUGCUAGCGGUGAUGUUUAUUUACCUCAGUAAGAAGAUUGCCAUUCCCAACAACACCAGGCUGAAAUGUGUGUCCUGGAACAAAAACCAGGGUUUCAUUGCUUGUGGAGGAGACGAGGGCCUGCUGAAGGUCCUUAAGUUGGAAAUUCAAACAGAUGAUGCCAGGCUGAAAGGUCUUGCAGCUCCUAGUAACCUGUCCAUGAACCAGACACUAGAAGGUCACAGUGGUGCAGUGCAGGUAAUAACAUGGAACGAGCAGUACCAGAAACUCACCACCAGUGAUCAGAACGGCCUCAUCAUAGUCUGGAUGCUCUACAAGGGCUCCUGGUACGAGGAGAUGAUUAAUAACAGGAAUAAGUCAGUGGUGAGGAGCAUGAGCUGGAACGCUGAUGGAGAGAAGAUCUGCAUUGUGUAUGAAGAUGGUGCUGUUAUUGUGGGAUCCGUGGACGGAAACAGAAUUUGGGGCAAGGAGCUGAAGGGGAUCCAACUGGCUCACGUUGCCUGGUCUCCUGACAGUAAGAUCCUGCUGUUUGGAAUGGCCAAUGGAGAAAUCCACAUCUACGACAACCAAGGCAACUUCAUUAUGAAGAUGACCUUGCAUUGCUUGAUGAAUGUAACUGGGUCCAUCAGCAUCGCAGGGAUCCACUGGUACGCCGGUACAGAGGGCUACAUGGAGCCUGACUGCCCUUGUCUCGCUAUCUGCUAUGAAAACGGCCGCUGCCAGGUCAUGCGCUACGAGAAUGACGACAACCCAAUGAUCAUCGACACCGGUAUGAAUGUUGCCAGCAUCCAGUGGAACCACUGUGGCAGUGUUCUUGCUAUAGCCGGGUCCCUCAGGAACCCGGCAGGCGAUAAAGAUGUAAACAUUUUAAAUUUCUACACACCGUUUGGAGAGCACCUUCGCACUCUGAAGGUUCCCGGGAAGCAGAUGACUGCGGUAUCAUGGGAAGGUGGAGGACUCAGGAUUGGCCUGGCUGUAGAUUCCUUCAUCUACUUUGCCAACAUCAGACCUGAUUACAAGUGGGGUUACUGUUUAAACACAGUGGUAUAUGCCUACACUCGGCCAGACAGGCUGGAGUACAGCGUGGUGUUCUGGGACACCAAGAACAAUGAAAAGUUUGUGAAGUAUGUAAAGUGUCUGUUGUCGGUCAAAACCUGUGGAGAUUUCUGCAUCCUGGCUACUAAAGCAGAUGAUUCACACCCACAGGAGGAUGCAGAUCUUGAGGCUGGAACAGCCACUUAUGUUCUGGUGUUGUGUAACUCCAUUGGGACCCCACUGGACUCCAAAUACAUCGACAUUGACCCUCUGUUUGUAACCAUGACAAAGACUCAUGUCAUCGCCGCUUCUAAGGAGGCUUUUUAUGUCUGGCAGUACCGUGUGGCCAAGAAGCUCACUGCUCUGGAGAUCAACAAAGUUGCCAAGACCAGAAAAGAGGGCCGGGAAAGGGUUUUCCACAUUGAUGACAGUCCAUCUAGCACUAGUGACGGGGCACUCGACUUUGCCAAAGCCCAGACAACGACCAGAGAUCCGAUCUGUUGCAUCACAGCAUCAGACAAAACCCUCAUAGUGGGUCGUGAGUCUGGGCUCUUGCAGAAGUACAGCUUACCCAAUGUCAGCCUUUUGCAGAAGUUUUCUCUGACCUGCAGAGCCUAUCAGCUCUCUCUCAACUGUAACUCCAGUCGCCUGGCCAUCAUCGACAUGACCGGUGUGUUGACUUUCUUUGAUGUUGUGCCACAUGGCUCGUCUGGAGAUUCAGAACAAGGGGCUUCACCAGGGGAUCCAUCCAAAUUUGAGCGCAAAGAUGUCUGGGAUAUGAAAUGGGCCAAUGAUAACCCUGACCUGUUUGCCAUGAUGGAGAAGACCAGGAUGUAUGUCUUCAGGAAUCUGGACCCAGAGGAACCAAUCCAAACAUCUGGAUUUAUUUGCAGCUUUGAAGAUCUGGAAAUCAAGUCUGUACUUCUGGAUGAAAUCAUGAAGGAUCCUGAUCGACCGAACAAGGAUUACCUGAUCAACUUUGAGAUCCGAUCCCUGAGGGACAGCAGGGCGCUGAUUGAGAAAGUGGGAAUAGAAGACGCUUCACAGUUCAUAGAAGAUAAUCCUCACCCACGCCUCUGGCGUCUGUUAGCGGAGGCGGCUCUGCAGAAGCUGGAGCUGAAGAUGGCCGAGCAGGCGUUUGUACGCUGUAAAGACUAUCAGGGCAUCGAGCUGGUGAAGAGAGUGGCCAAGCUGCAGAAUGAGAACAUGAAGCAGGCCGAGGUGGCAGCGUACUUCAGCCGCUUCGAGGAGGCUGAGAAGAUGUACCUGGACAUGGACCGCAGGGACCUGGCCAUCAGUUUAAGGAUAAAGCUGGGUGACUGGUUCAGGGUGCUACAGUUGUUACGCAGUGGAUCAGGAGACUGUGAUGAUGCCCUGCAGGAACAAGCUUACAAUGCCAUCGGAGAUUACUUUGCAGACAGACAGAAAUGGUUGAAUGCAGUGCAGUACUAUCUUCAGGGUCGUAAUCAGGAGAGACUGGCUGAGUGUUACUACAUGUUGGAAGAUUAUGAAGGCCUGGAGAAGCUUGCUAACUCUCUACCAGAAAACCACAAGCUGCUACCGGAGAUUGGACAGAUGUUUGUAACAGUGGGGAUGUGUGAACAGACAGUGAGUUCCUAUCUCAGGUGUAACCAGCCCAAAGCAGCGGUGGACGCCUGUGUGCAUCUAAACCAGUGGAACAAAGCUGUAGAACUGGCUAAGAACCACAACAUGAAGGAGAUUGGACCUCUGCUCUCUAGGUACGCAUCUCACCUGCUGGACAAGAAGAAAACUCUGGAGGCGGUGGAGCUCUACAGGAAAGCACACCACUUCUUGGAUGCUGCAAAACUCAUGUUCAAGGUUGCGGAGGAAGAGGCGAGGAAGAGGACGAGGCCACUGAGAGUGAAGAAGCUGUAUGUUCUGGCUGCCCUGCUGGUGGAAAACUACCACGUUCAGGUCAAAAACUCUCAACAAAGCAAAGUCAAGGGCAAAAAAUCUGAGGCUACUUCAGCUCUGGCGGGCCUGCUGGAGGAGGACGCCUCUUCUUCAGACAGUCGAAUCGUGGAUAACGCAUGGCGAGGAGCCGAGGCUUAUCACUACUUCCUGCUGGCACAGAGACAACUGUACAGCGGCAAUGUGGAGGCUUCAAUGAAUACAGUUCUCCAUCUGAGGGAUUAUGAAGACAUUAUCCCAGCGGUGGAGAUCUACUCCCUGUUAGCCGUGUGCUCCUCAGCUAACCGGGCGUUCGCUACGUGCUCCCGCGCCUUCAUUAAGCUGGAGUCUCUGGAGAGUCUGAGCGCUGAACAGAGGCAGCUGUAUGAGGAACUAGCUCUCCAGAUCUUCACCAAAUAUCCUCCUAAAGACACUCGCAGGAGUCAGCCGGACAGCACGGACAACAGUACGGAGGAGAAGUUGCCUACAUGUAUAGUAACUGGUCAGAGUAUCAGUGAAUACCAGUUCUGGAUGUGCAGUGUGUGUAAACACUGCGCCUACGAGCACGAGAUCACCAACUACAACUUCUGCCCACUGUGCCACUCCUCACUGGCAUGAGGGUGGUCAUCUUCCAUCUUUAUACCUGACUUAUGAGUAUUUCUUUACCCAUUUAUUCUCUCUGCCUUCAAAUUGCCUCCUUUGCCCAGCAGAUAAUGUACCAUUUACAUCCCGUCUCAAACAGUACUGACUUUGUUAGGCUCGCAUCUUUUCCACAUCCUGUCUGCAUCCUGCUCACAUCUGGUCUGCAAAGAUGCUUUUUAUCCUGCUCCUGCCUGCAGAAUCAGUUUCACCGACCUGUUCUAAUUGCACAGAGCACUUCCCACCAUGUUCAUCCUGACAUUUCAUAUUAUUUUUUAUUAUUUAUUAUUAUUAUUAUUCAUUUACCCAGUUGUUUUGACUUGUGCCCACUCCUGCAGCCCACCCCUGUGAGCUAGGCCUGUGGGAGUCCUGCAGGUCUCUAAUCCAUUCCCUCGUCACCAAACACAUUUGGAACAUUUACAACCACUAGACAAUCAGGCUUGCUUUAGUAUGAAGACAGAUGUAUAAAGUCAGCUCCAGAAUUAUUGGCACCCUUGUUAAAUGCAUUCAUUUACAUUUACAUUUUCAGCAUUUAGCAGACGCUUUUAUCCAAAGCGACUUACACAGUGAGUGGAACACGAUGAGCAAUUGAGGGUUAAGGGCCUUGCUCAGGGACCCAACAGUGGCAACUUGGUGGUGGCGGGGCUUGAACCGGCAACCUUCUGUUUACUAGUCCAGUACCUUAACCACUGAGCCCAUUCCUGUUUUCUUGGGGUAUAAAUAUAGGGUGUGACAGAGAAUGUGUGAGAGAGAACACAAACAUUUGUUGAUCUUUAAAAAAAAAACUGUUGGGGUUGUUUUGUUAAGUGCCCUGGGAACUUUGUUAGCCCAAGUGUCAUAAUGGAUUUUUGGGCGUUUUAGUGCACCGCUAGCUUGUUGCUUAGAGAUGCACAGUCACCGGAUGCCUCUUUUUACUUUUAAGUAGUGGUAUGAAGAAUCACACUAUGUCCUCAUCCUCAUCGUGAAUCUUCCACCACUCGUGCAGGCACCUCAUUCAUCCAGCAGAGGCUGCAUUUCUGUUUUUGCAGCAACUGGGAAAAGGUUCAAACUCCAUUUGCAGUGCUUGUGCAGGAAGAACGUAAAUAACGUAAACGUUUCAUGGGAGCAGAUCAAAGCUUUUCUCAUGACCAUUCCAGUCCUCUGACCUAAACUCCAUUUAAAUGUCUUGGGCUGAGCUGAAGAAGAAAAUCCACAAGAGGUGAAUAUAGAAUUCUAAAGGAUGGAGAAAGAAUUUGGGUUGAGCUGGGCCUUAUGGUUAGGUUAGAAAAGUAAGGUAGUACAAAGUACUAAAUGCAGGGGUGUCAAUACCUACAAGGCAGGAACACCCUGGACAGGGUGCCAAUCCAUACCACCUUUCUAAGACAUAAACCAAUCAUGUCUGUGUAAGAUGUCUGAUUGGCCCAUAGCAGCUCUGAGGUUCAAACCUGGAUCUCAGCGGUGAUAAGUGCCCUACCAUAUAUCAUAUUACUAAUGAAAUAUCUAUGAUUUUGACAGCAUUUAUAAUAAAUCUAUCUUUAUUAUUCUAUAUUUUUACAGUCUGAUCUUUGUAGGUCUGGGGUGUGUAGUGAGUGUUGUGUUUAUGUCCUGUAUGUGUGCCUGUUUUAAAUAUUUUUUACUGAAUAAUAAAAUAAACCAAAUAACACAUAA